This is a messenger RNA of Homarus americanus (American lobster), 1235 nucleotides long. It is a transcript of the gene Csl4, whose product is annotated as exosome complex component CSL4-like. Gene Ontology annotation, biological process: RNA processing. Gene Ontology annotation, cellular component: cytoplasm; nuclear exosome (RNase complex). The record is from RefSeq and is a predicted model, not a curated record. The coding region runs from base 16 to 732 and encodes 238 amino acids. NCBI's taxonomy places the organism in Eukaryota, Metazoa, Arthropoda, Malacostraca, Decapoda, Nephropidae. The transcript is spliced from 4 exons. Gene Ontology annotation, molecular function: RNA binding.
CCAUUUCCUGUUCAGAUGUGUGAAAACAAAAGGCCCGUCAAGCUGCGACUGUUUAUACCAGUGAAGUUGACAUCACCACUCGCCACUUCUAUUUUCGUUGUAAUCACCUUGUAUGAAGAAAAUAACAGUACAUUCUACUCAAACAUGAAGUCUGGCAAUGGGCACAUUCUCUGUUCUCCGGGGCAGAGAAUAUGUGGAGCAAGUAGCUGCCUCAUAGCCGGUGAGGGAACCUACACCUUCAAUAAGUAUAUCUACGCCUCCCUUGCUGGACAUGUCACAGUCAUCCCCAGAGGAGAGGUCCAAGUUGUGAAGGUCACGUUGGGACGCGAGGGCACGGUGAUGCCAGAAGCCGGUAGUGUCGUAACGUGCCGCGUAUUGAGCGUCAACCCAAACCUGACGACAGUAUCCAUUAUAUGCGUCGGUCCAAACAAGCUUCACUCACCCGUUUCCGGCACUGUCAGGAAACAAAAUGUCCGGGAUCACCAAGUUGACACGGUGGAAAUGUACAAUUGCUUUCGCCCAGAUGACAUAAUACUGGCAGUUGUUCUCUCCCUCGGUGAUCUGCGGAACUACGAGCUUUCUACGGCUGGUACGGAGCUCGGGGUCGUUACUGCUUACUGUGAAGAGGGCCACCCGCUGGUUCCUGCCUCCUGGACCACAAUGAAGUGCAAAUGUCGAACAGAACGAAGAAAGGUGGCCAAAGUGAUGCCCCCAAAAAGUUCACAUACCUAAAGUUGAGACGCUUGAGAAAUGUGACACAGAAAUUUUUUUAAAAAUAUACCAGUACUGUAAUAUAUCUGAACACUUGUAGAAUAAGUAUGUAUAUGAGUGCAAACAAAUAAGAAAAUGACAUUAGAACAGCAAUAAAAUGAAGCGAUUAUUAUGAUACAAAAUUCAAUGGUUUUGCUCACAAAGGAAACUUAGAAUUUGUUUUACAUAAAUAGUAUAUAAUUUACUAUAUUCAAGAUUUCUCAUUACAUGUACCUCUGUUGUACAAAUGAAAAUAUAAUACAGUACAGUAUUAGCUGUGCCAAGGACUUUAUGAUUUCUGUCAAAAUAUAUAUCCCCUUUAUUUUUUGCAUCUCCAAGACUUACUUUCAUUUUUAUUUUUCUAAGCAAAAAUGUUUGAAGUUUGGAUCACGUUCCAACAUUACAUCUUUGGUUAAUAGUUAUACAGUACUGUAUAUCCAUGUAUUUUCAAUAUUAUAGUAACAGGAAUAAAUAAUUACAAUAAA